ACUACUGAAACUUUCUCUCUCUCUCUCUCUCACACAUACACAUCUGCUUGGUAAGUGCACAGUACUCCAACUCUUGAAUCUUUCCCCAAACUUUCCCUAUCUUCAAAGAUCUCCACCCACCCCCCCUCUUCCCAUUUUUGACCCCUUUUCAAUAUUUCUAGGGUUUGUUCUUCACAAAUCUCUCAAAUUCUCUUCAAUUUAUACAAAUCUUGCAAAAAGAUUUCUGGGUUUUGUUCCUUGUGGUGUUUAAGACCAGAAAGAUCAAGAAUUUGCAACAAUCAACAGGAAAAAUUUCAUCUUUUUUACCAGGUAUACAGGACCAAAUUCAUAAACUUAAAGACAAUGGGAUGUUUAACGGUACUAAAAGGCAAAAAGAAAAAGUCAAGCCCGAGUAUUCAUGUAAAACGGGUCAACCCACAAGACCCGACACCAACCACAUUACCCGAACCAAUCACCCAAACCCGAGCCCUGCAAUCAGCACCACCAAGCUUUCGAACGCGGGUCAAACCGCUUCAACCGAGCCAUUCAGUAAUCACGAGCCGUAUGCGCGCAUUAUCAGCCCCGUCAACGUUAGAUGCAGCAGAGCAAGAUACCCUCUCAGCCGAAUACGACGGUAGUGUCGGAGGUGGAGGAGGAGGUGGUGUACCGCCAGUCCCACAGCCACUACCGCUACCGGCACCACACACCACGGCCAAUUUGAAAACAAUGGGAAGCUUUAAAGUCGGCAGCGGGAGUGGGCCGCUGCUGCCGCCACAAAACGUUUCCGGUCCGCUGCCAUUGCCGCCAUCCGGAAACCACCUACCGCCAACGGUUCCUGCCUCGUUAACUUCAUCUGGAACGCUUAAAAAUUUCUCAUUUGAAGAACUUGCAGCCGCCUGCCAUUAUUUUUCGCCUCAGACGUGCGUGUCGGAAGGUCUUUCGUCUGUUAUGUAUAGAGCUUCGUUCGGGGAAGACGUUUCUAGCAGUAAAAAUCUUCAAGCUACCGUUACAAGUCUUCAUCCUUCAUCUCAGGGUUUGAAGGAAUUCAUUAGCGAAGUAAACACCCUUGCAUCACUACAACACCCGUAUCUUUGUAAACUAAUCGGCUUUCAUGCGCGUGAGGGAUCUGAUAAAAGAAUGCUGGUAUACGAGAGGCUUUUUCACGGAAGUUUAGACCGUCUUUUGUAUGGGAGAACCGACGGCCCACCUAUCGACUGGAAUGCUAGAAUGAAAGUUGCACUUUGUGCCGCUCAAGGACUCACGUUUUUGCACGAGGAAGGCCCGUUUCAGGCAAUGUUUCAUGAAUUUUCAACCGCUAAUAUACAAAUCGAUAAAGAUUUUAGUGCAAAGCUUUCGGGAUAUGGUUGCAUGACUCACAUUCCUGAGACCGACAUUCCAGAAAGUUCACCUGCAAUGGCGAAUCUUUCGGUUGAGACACUCGAGAGGGGGUUAUUAACCCCUAAAAGCAACGUAUGGAGUUUCGGUAUCGUGCUUCUAGAGUUACUUACAGGUAGAAAAAACCUCGACAGCCGGCACCCGAAAGAGGAAAGAAAUCUAAUAAAAUGGAGCCGACCGUUCUUAACAGACGAUAGUCGACUAUCGCUAAUCAUGGAUCCGCAACUAAAAGGUCGGUACGCCGCCAGGGCCGCCAGAACAAUGGCGGACAUAGCUCAAAGAUGCCUCCAAAAAGACCCAUCCGAAAGACCAACAAUGCGAACAAUAGUCGAACACCUCAAAAUCAUACAAGAUAUAAAAUUCUCGUGUCGGUUUCCGUUACAAGAACCGGGUACAAUCAGCCGGAAACACAUGGCGAAGUCGUUAAGCUUAAACGGGAUUAUUUACCCCGCUCCACGAUCGAGUUACUCACCCCCGCCUCCACCAAGGCUGCCGGUGUUGCCCCCUUCCUUGCCGCCACGAAACUGUGCAUCGAAUCUUACGAUGGACGGAGUUGUGGACCGUCAAGAGAGCCGGAGAUCGUCGGCUUCGGCUCGACGGUCGAGUGUAGAAGGGUUUUGAAUGUUGAUAUAAAGAUUAUUAUUUUCUUUUUUUUUUAAUUUUUAAUUUUUGAUUAUUUUGUUUUUGUUUGCUUCCUCUUUUAUUUGAAGUGGGAUGAUAGAAGGUGGAAGAUGUGAUGUUUUGUUCAACGUAGGGAAGUUGAAUAUGUUUUGUUUGUAGAUAUAAGUGUUUUGGUUGGUUUUGGACAUAUGAUGAUGCCAAAUGUUUAUUUAUAUAUUAGAAUUAGUUUUCUUUUCUUG
Helianthus annuus (common sunflower) is the source of this 2234-nucleotide messenger RNA. Its product is annotated as probable serine/threonine-protein kinase PBL1. The transcript is spliced from 5 exons. Gene Ontology annotation, biological process: protein phosphorylation. Gene Ontology annotation, molecular function: protein kinase activity; ATP binding. Lineage: Eukaryota; Viridiplantae; Streptophyta; Magnoliopsida; Asterales; Asteraceae. The record is from RefSeq and is a predicted model, not a curated record. Bases 343 to 1995 code for a protein of 550 amino acids.